UUGAAAUUAAGGACGGAAAACGAUCCCCUCCAGAAAUUUUACAUAAUACUAUUUGUAUGCCUAUCUACACGUGCCAUCUCAUUAGAUAUAGUCCCGAACCAAUCCGCUUACCAAUUUAAUUUGGCCUAUCGUAGAUUUGUUGCUAGAUUUGGCCAACCCGAAAUUAUUUACUCCGACAGCGCCCCAACCUUUAUUUCAUUUAAGCGCUCACUCAAACCCUAUUCCCCGUCCUGGAUUUUUAGAAUCCCACAUGCUGCUUGGAGAGGCGGACAUUAUGAACGAUUUGUAGCCUCUAUAAAGUUCCAUCUAAGACGUACAUUAUCCCAAGGAAUUUGGGCUAAGAUUUUUCCAAUUGAUGAGGCGAGAACAAUAAUUAAUGAAAUUGAAACUAUAAUUAAUAGCCGACCUAUUUCCUUUGACUCAUCCAACCCACAAGAAAUACGACCUAUACGGCCUAUUGAUUUUAUAAAACCACUCGGCCAACCAAAUCUCCCCUUUUCUUUAAAUGAACAUACACCAUUCAAAAUACAAAGCACAUCAGAGGAUAUUCAAAAUUUGUGGACAACACUCAAAACUCGGCGAGAAUUAUUCUGGAAAAGAUGGAAUACAGACUACCUAAUGUCACUUAGAGAACAACAUAAAACCCUAACCCCCAAAUCACAAAGAAAUCCAAUACUAGGAGAAUUGGUUAUUAUAUUCGAUGAAAAUCUCCCAGUUUCCCAUUGGCGCACAGCAGUUAUUUCAAAAUUAAUAAAUAAUAAGGACAAUAUCCCCGACGUGGCCGAAGUCCGUUUCCCAUCCGGUCGUGUUGUAAAACGCUCAGUAAACCAUCUCCUUCCAUUAGAGACUUCCCACGAAUUAAAACAGAGGUUAAAUCCAGAAGAACCACAAUCUAUGGAAAAGGAGAAAGAAGAAGAGCUAAAAGAAGAUAAAAAUCGUGAGAAAGUAAACAAUUAUAUGUUCAAUCCAGAAAUAGAGCCUAAUCAUCCGCCUGAUCAUAUUAUUGAAGGCGAAGAUGAAACAUUAAAACAAUAA
Messenger RNA from Meloidogyne enterolobii, 1035 nucleotides. The record is from the annotation of a GenBank genome assembly. Lineage: Eukaryota; Metazoa; Nematoda; Chromadorea; Rhabditida; Meloidogynidae.